Molecule: messenger RNA, 3541 nt
Organism: Poecilia latipinna (sailfin molly)
Lineage: Eukaryota; Metazoa; Chordata; Actinopteri; Cyprinodontiformes; Poeciliidae
Product: G-protein coupled receptor family C group 6 member A-like
Exons: 8
Coding region: 470-3118 (882 amino acids)
Biological process (GO): G protein-coupled receptor signaling pathway
Cellular component (GO): plasma membrane
Molecular function (GO): G protein-coupled receptor activity
Source: RefSeq, a predicted model, not a curated record
GAUGUCUGGUUUGUGGGAAGCGUCUGUUUAUUUUUGACACAAAUGAUGUGCAACAUCAAUUACGACCGCGGUUUAUAAGAGAGUACAGCUUUAGAGCCCAAAGGAGCUUUUGUAUGAAGAAAGAGAUGAGAUACUGUCAGUGACAGAGCAGUUCUGUGUACUCAAAGCCAGUUUAAUUGUACUGGUUCUCCAAGUAAUAAAACCACAGACACACGCCCUUUCCUGCUAAAAUAGACGAAGUCAUGAGGAAACAAACAGGACUUGAGAAGCAUGACAAAGCUAACUGUUCUCGUCUACCGCAAAUAAUCAAUUUAAAAAUCUUCAUAUAGCUCUGUGACGUGUCUCAAACUGUCUCAGCAUAAACAGGAAUAGUACACGCCAACGAGACGCACAAACCUGAAACUUCGGAUCCUGCACUGGGGUUUAAGAAAUGUUUUAAGGAGGAAAAACUUCACCAAACAUAGAAAAGAUGGAGCAAUUUUUCAAGUUUUGGUUCUUUUUGGCAAUUUUUUCAUUGCAGGUUUUCUGUAGUGAAGCCUUACAAGAGGCCAAGUCUCCAGGGGACAUUAUAAUUGGAGGAUUGUUCCCAAUACAUGAAAGUGUUGAUGAUAAUGGACUCUGUAACAGGUUCAGUGUUGCUCGGCUGGCCCAGUCUCUGAUGAUGGUGCAUGCAAUAGAGGAGAUAAACCAGAGUGGAGAACUUGGUAACAUCACUCUGGGAUAUCACAUAGUGGACUCCUGCGGUGAUAUUACCACAGCAUUGAGAAACACUCUGCCCUUCAUGAAAAUAAAUGAUCGCGAACAACACUUCACCCCACCGGUGAUGGCCGUCAUAGGAGAUUACUACUCAGAAAUAUCUGUAGCAGUCACAAGACAACUCAACUUGGAGAAAAUCCCUGAGAUCAGUUAUGGUUCUACAUCUGGAUUAUUAAGUGAUAAAACUCGCUUCCCAAGCUUUCUGAGGACUGUACCAGAGGACGAUCACCAGGCAAAAGCCGUCAUUGAAAUUCUCAAGGAUCACAACUGGAACUGGGUUGGAAUUGUGGCAACCGACGGUGAAUAUGGCCGCUAUGCAGUAGAACGUCUCCGGCAUCAUGCUGAGCGUCAUGACAUCUGCUUUGCAUACAUUAAAUUCUUGCCAGAGUUUCUUGUUGACAAUAACCUCAAGGACAGCAUCAACGAAGCGGUCAAAAGCAUCACUGAAAAUACUAAUGUCUCAGUUAUCGUCUCCUUCACCAAACCCAACCACAUGAUGUAUAUCUUUGACAAUGUUCUGAAGCAUCACGGAGGUAGAAACAAAGUUUGGAUAGCCAGCGACACCUGGUCACAGUCAGUUAAUUGUCUGGACACGACAAGGUGGAACUUGAAAGACGUCGGGACAAUUUUUGGCAUAACCCUAAAAUCUGGAAACACAUCCAGGUUUGAACAGUUUCUCAGGAAUCUUGAUAAUCGCCCCGAUCUGUACGAGAACAACUCGUUUUUGAGCGACUUUUUAAAUGGGACUGUCAGUGGCUCGAAUACAUCACUCGAUACAAAGAUCACUCAGUUAAUCAACAUGAUAUAUCCGUAUGCUGUGUUCAGUAUCGAGUUGGCAGUCAAAGCAAUUGCUGAGACUGUUAAAGACCUGUGCAUCAACCAGGAGUGCGACAUUGCCACGUUACAACCUGAAAAGUUCAGAGAUGUUUUGAAAACAGCAAAGUUCUACUUGGAUGGGAAAAAAUAUUCAUUUGAUAAAAACUGCAAUCUCAACUCGGGGUAUGACAUUGUCCUGUGGCGAUACAACUCUCCAAACACUCUGGACAUGAACUAUGAAGUUGGUCAUUAUCACAUUGAACAGGGCAGCAUGACGUUUAUUAGAUCGGAAAUCAGCAAUUUAUAUCAUCAGACUAAAAAAGUGAGAUCGAGGUGCUCAACGUGUUAUCCUGGCGAGUGGAAGGUCCGAAAGGCUGGACAGCCAGUUUGUUGCUACGAAUGCAAAAAGUGUCCCAUGAACUAUUACUCGGCCCACAAAGAUGCUUCGCUUUGUUUGGCAUGUGAAAACACCACUCACUACUCUUUCGAGGGCAGCCAAAACUGCAUCAAGAAAAGAAUCGACUACUUGGAGUGGGACGAUGUCUAUCAUAUUGUGCUUCUGGCUUUUGCUGCACUCGGAGUUCUGCUCACCCUUGUGGUUGCCGUCAUCUUCCUCGCCCGCUGGAAUACGCCAGUCGUACGCUCAUCUGUUGGCCCCAUCGCCAUCCUCCUCCUCCUCUCGCUUCUGAGUACAUUUGGGAGUGUGGUUUUCUUUGGCGGUCAACCCAAGGACUGGCAGUGCCAAACACGACAGGUGUUGUUUGGUUUGAGUUUUACAUUAUCCGUCUCCUGCAUCUUGGUAAGGUCAUUUAGGAUCAUCAUGGCCUUUGAAUUUGACCCUGUAACACAAGGCAUCCUGGAGAAGCUCUACAAGCCUUAUCUUAUUAUUCCAUUGUGCAUGGCAGGUCAGGUGCUGAUCUGCACAGUGUGGCUGGCCUAUAGGCCUCCGGUGUUUCAGCAGGAUUCUAAAUCAUUUGUCAAGCUACUUCUCUUGAAAUGUCAUGAGAAUUUACUCCCUGCGUUUGGGGCCAUGCUAGCCUACAUUGGCUUCUUAGCAAUCAUCUGCUUCAUUCUGGCUUUCAAAGGUAGAAAGUUGCCUGAAUGCUACAAUGAAUCCAAGUUCAUCACCUUUUCUAUGCUGAUUUAUAUCAUAACCUGGAUCAUCUUUGGUCCUGUUUAUGUGAAUGUCACAGGCAAGUACAAUUCUGCGAUUGAAAUGGCCGUUAUCCUCAUCUCAGCUUACAGCGUCCUGUUUUGCCUGUUCUUCACAAAAUGCUAUAUCAUCUUGUUCAAAGCGGAAGAAAACACGGUGAAUGUGUUUCGUAAUACCGUGAGGAACUUUUCAAUGGGAAGAGACAGGGAUCUGGACAAAAACUAUCCCAGUGGAAUCCAAAAUUCAGCUCUAUCAAUGGAGUCGCUGUCAAGCCCAGAGCCUUUACACCCUGUAGCUAAGCGGCGCGAGUCCAUAAACUCUGUUGCGAAACCAUUCUUUCAGUCCCCCGUCUUAGAUAAACAGCCACCCUUGCUGCAGGAUGAAGCACAAUAAAACCAGUUGCAGCAGUAUAUAUUUGGGUGCAGAAAUUAUUCUUAGAUUGUUAUAUAUAAUUAUAUAAAACGCAAUAUAUACAGCAAGUCAAAUGUUAUUAUUUGAGUUAUAAGAUUAUAGAAUUUGCUCAACAUUCAUAAUCCAAAGACAGAAAAAUAUUGUUGGUAUUUUUAUGGCAUGUAAUCUAAUUUGAUAAAUCCUCCCUCUAGUUUAAUUUCUACAAGCGAUUAAAAUGACUUGAUCAAAUUGCUAACAAAUAGUACGCGUUUUUAGAAACUGUUGGACCUAAUUGUACGAAGGUAAAAAUAAAUUACGGCGUCAUACUCACUCCAAUAAUAAAUUGAGUUAAGCUAACCUAAUAGAUCAAUGGCCUGCUGGUUUUAUCACUGACCUAUUUAGAAUAUUCUGUUUAUAAAAGCAAAA